AUGCUUCUCGGGCCCAAUGGGUCACUGAAGAUCAUCGUGAUAUUACUGAUCUCGAUCCCGCCAGCUGCUUCCAUCAAAUGUUUUUUCUUGUCGAAAUGGGCGCGCACAAUGAACGUUACACAGCAAGAAGUUGACUGCGAAUGUAACUACUGCGCAAAAACCGUUUCCAAGGUGGAAGACGGGCUAGAAAUUGUUGAAAAUUGGUGUGGAUGUAAAGCCGAGUUUACAUGCCGGAGUGAAGGAAAGUACCGGUACAACAGCAUUUUUGACGAGUACGCAAUAGCACAUUGCUGUUCGACAGACCUCUGCAAUUCAUCGCCUACAAGCUCAAUUACCAAAGUCGCCUUGCUUUCAUUGCUUUUGCUGAUAUUACGGGUA
Molecule: messenger RNA, 378 nt
Organism: Mesorhabditis spiculigera
Lineage: Eukaryota; Metazoa; Nematoda; Chromadorea; Rhabditida; Rhabditidae
Source: the annotation of a GenBank genome assembly